UUUUUUUUUUCUUUAUAUCUACAUAUAUCAAGUUUCAAGAUGGGAAUUCCUACUUGGGCUUCAGUCAUGAUAGCUCUUGGGGUGAUCAUUGUGGUAUCUAUUUGUCUGGAACGCGUAUAUUCUCGUUUGGUUCGUGUACCGUUCUCACCAUCUGGGAAACAUUGUUUUAUCACUGGGGGUAGUUCUGGACUGGGACUAGGAUUGGCUAUCGAACUUGUCAAAGCUGGUGCCGAUGUGACUAUUGUGGCUCGUAGAAAGGAGGAACUGGAGAAAGCUGUAUCGGAAAUCAAGAGUCAUUGUCGCUCUCAAGAUCAAAAGGUGAUAGCUGUCAGUGCAGAUGUGACUUGCCAACAAGAUAUUGUUCGUGCAUUUGAUGAAGCCAAGGUCAAGGUGGGUCGCAAUCCUGAAAUUGUAUGCACUUGUGCAGGUGCCUCCUAUCCCAAAUUCUUUUUGGACUAUACUAUGGAUGAUUUUGAUCAAGCAAUUCGGUUGAAUUAUCUUGGUCAGGUUUAUACUGCGCAUGAAGCUGCCACACGAAUCCGAGAUUCCGGAAUUAAAAAUGGUAAAAUUGUCUUUGUGUCAUCCAUGCUGGGCAUGUUGAGUUUUGUUGGUUAUGGUACUUACUCUCCCGCAAAAUAUGCUAUACGUGGUCUGGCUGAUACUUUACGAAAUGAACUCAAGCAAUAUGAUAUUGAUGUACAUAUCUUCUUCCCUGGAGGAAUUCUAUCUCCUGGAUUUGAUAAAGAGAAUAUGACAAAACCAGAUGUGACCAAGGAAAUUGAAGGAACAAAUGAACCACAAACACCUGAAGAAUGUGCCAAGUCUUUGAUGAAAGGAUUAUAUGCUGGGCAUUAUAUGAUCAUGGUGGACUUUAUAUCUGAUCUCCUUCGAUGUACUACAAGAGGUGUUUCUCCAUCAAAUAACUUUUUCUUGGAUUUCCUUUUGGCUUUGAUUGGGCAAUUUGUUGGAUCUGGUUAUGCUAUCUACAUGGAUUGGUUAGUCAAGUCUCUCAAAAACAAAUAAUACUGUAUUCAUUAUAAUAAAAAUAUAAGGUUAUCUCUUUUGGAACUUGCAUGACUCAUUUCCUACAGAAAAUACAGACUCCUACCAUUUUUGGGAUUUCGUUUUUUUUUUUUU
Molecule: messenger RNA, 1137 nt
Organism: Halteromyces radiatus
Lineage: Eukaryota; Fungi; Mucoromycota; Mucoromycetes; Mucorales; Cunninghamellaceae
Exons: 7
Coding region: 40-1023 (327 amino acids)
Biological process (GO): sphingolipid biosynthetic process
Cellular component (GO): endoplasmic reticulum membrane
Molecular function (GO): 3-dehydrosphinganine reductase activity
Source: RefSeq, a predicted model, not a curated record